UUUUAUAGUUAUUUACUGUUAUGUUUAACGGAAACACAACUGAUGGAAUUAAACAUUAUAAAAAUAUAAAUAAGCACAGCAUCGGGAAGUAAAAUUCAUGGGGGUGGAUAUCAAAGUUGUGUGAAAAUAUCACGCUUUAUAGAUGACUGUAUACCAUUUAGUGAGAGGGUGAACAAUGUGUGUCUAUAAAUAGACAGUUUCACUUUGAUUUGGAUAAGGAAGAAAAAUGUGUGUAUAAAGAGAGGUAUCAAAACACAUAAUUUCUUUCAACCCUUUGUUCGAAAGAAAAAUGUAAUUAACAAAGGCCAAAAAAACAUUUCGUCCGUCGAUAUGCAUCUUUUCAUGAAUACGUGUAAAAUUUCAUACACUGUAUGGUAUAAAUUCACUGUACUGGAUUGAAAUAGAUCGAGGAUUUAAUUAAAGAUUAUCGUAUAAAAAUCAGAAGAAUGUCCGAAUCUGAGGUACCUCCGAACAGACCUUUGUUAACAUUAUCUGUGCUUGGUUCAUGUCUAGUAGGAGUUGUUGUGCAGCUGCUUGCUUUUAUAUACCUAUUUCAAGAUUUGUGUGAUAAUGUUCCCGACGACAGGGAGUAUUGUAAAAUCAUUACAGACAAUAGCACUGAUAAUAUAAACAAAACUGAUAAUGUUACCGGAGAUCCUAUAGGUCUUCCUUACUACAGAGGAUACCGGUCAGUUGUAGGGGUCGUGUUAUUCACUGAAAUCUUUACUAUCUUAAAAGUAAGCUGUAAAAUCUACUGCUGUGUUAAACUUGCUGUCUGUAUAUAUCCGAAGUGUUUUGGUGUCUGGGAAGACUGUCGUUGCUGUGGAAAAUGUUGGUAUGUCAUGGCGACAGUAAAUGUUGUGUUCAAUAUACUUGGUAUAAUUUCUGUGUGUAUGGCAGUCCCAUUCAGUGAUAUGAUGAAUUAUAUUGUUGGAUUUAGACUUGGAUUUGGAAACACUUUGUUUGGAGUGGUAAAGCUUGCAUGUUGGACCGGAUAUUCAGUAUACAGACACAGUUGUUGCCCAGACUCUGGAUAUUUUCUGGGAUCAAACCGGAGGCUGUCAGGAUGUAAAAUAACUGUAACAGUUGUACACGAGACAGUAACAACCAUACGUACAAUUUAGUUGUUUAUAAUCAGACUGAAUUUCCUUCAACUCUGAAAUUUAAUUUGU
Messenger RNA from Ruditapes philippinarum (Manila clam), 1172 nucleotides. RefSeq lists its product as uncharacterized. The transcript has 4 exons. NCBI's taxonomy places the organism in Eukaryota, Metazoa, Mollusca, Bivalvia, Venerida, Veneridae. The coding region runs from base 447 to 1124 and encodes 225 amino acids. The record is from RefSeq and is a predicted model, not a curated record.